AUGGCGCCGAACACCGAGGAAAUCCGCAAAGCCCUUACCGGGACCUGGAAGCUAGUGUCCUAUGUGAGUAAGCCUAGCGAUUGCAGUGGUCCAAACGGAUACCCCAUGGGCAAGGAUGUUCAGGGUUAUAUUAUGUAUACAGCCGAUGGAUUCAUGUCUGCUCAGCUCAUGGCUCCCGGUUCCCUGAAAUAUACGAACAAUGACGUUUUUGAUGUCGCCGAGAAAGAGGCUGCCGAUGCUUCCCGCCAUUAUCUUGCCUACUCAGGCCCUUAUGAAAUUGAAAUCCUCGAAGGGAAACCCAUAUUGAAGCACCAUAUGGAUGUAUCGCUGGUUCCCAACUGGGCUGGAACUCACCAACUCAGGCGUUGUGAACUAAAAGGUGAUGAACUUGUUUUGGGUCCUGUGACCCCGUGGUCUUUAAAGGGAGCCUUAGUUGACCAGUUUUUAACGUGGCGAAAGGUCAACAGCUCUUAA
Messenger RNA from Aspergillus chevalieri, 474 nucleotides. RefSeq names its product lipocalin-like domain-containing protein. The record is from RefSeq and is a predicted model, not a curated record. Lineage: Eukaryota; Fungi; Ascomycota; Eurotiomycetes; Eurotiales; Aspergillaceae. The transcript has 2 exons. Bases 1 to 474 code for a protein of 157 amino acids.